AGUGGGGGCGGGGCGGGCAUACACUUAGCAAGGACCCUCGGAGCGGCCCUCGAAUCCUGUGGGGAGGUCACUGGGCCGCAGGCCAGCGGGGUAUCCAGGCAUUCCCCGCGGCGGACAGCAGUUUGCAUUCCUAGGCUGUGGUUCGCAUCCUUCCUCCUUCGGGCCUCACUAAGGGGUCCGCGUGCCACCCAGCCCCAGUUCUGCCCUUCCCCUUCUAGACCACCUGCUCUCGGAGCUACGGCAACUGGCACCUCCUGCCAUAUUUGGAGACCCUGUGGGGCCCCGUGGAGGCUUUGCUUCAACGUGUCCCCUCCCCCCUACAUCCUUUCGCCAUCCCGAGUCCGGCGGUUCGACCCCUUCCGCUGUCCCCGCCCUCCGCCCUUGCCAUCCCGGAGGGCGCCUGGGGCCGCCAGAGUUCCCGUUUUGUCGCAGCGGAGCAUAGACGUCUUGGGCUGAGGGCCCGCCCCUCCCAGCGACGCGGCCGGCCGGGGGUGGCCAGGCCAGAGCCUGCAGGGGUCACCCCGAGUCACCACUGGGAAGCCCGGACCGCGGCGGAAGGCGAAGACGUGGGCUAGCGCAUGCGCAGACGAAGCAGGCACCGACGCAGGGUCUUCCCACAGUGUGAUUUGGGGCCCGGGCUGAAUGGCCGGGCGGCGGGGUUGGCGAUUGGUCCAGAUUUGUGGUGCCACCGUCCACCGGCUCCGCCCCGGCUCCCGCCUCAGAGUGCCGGGGAAGGUUCCCCGUAAGGCCUGGGAUCCUUUUGUGGCGUUUCACAUCAACAAGGGCCUUGUGAGGAAGUAUAUGAACUCUCUCCUGAUCGGAGAACUGUCUCCAGAGCAGCCCAGCUUCGAGCCCACUAAAAAUAAAGAGCUGAUCUACGAGUUCCGGGAGCUGCAGGCCACCGUGGAGCGGAUGGGGCUCAUGAAGGCCAACCAUGUCUUCUUCCUGCUGUACCUGCUGCACAUCCUACUGCUGGAUGUUGCUGCCUGGCUCACCCUUUGGGUCUUCGGGACAUCCUUUGUGCCUUUCCUCCUGUGUGCGGUGCUGCUCAGCACGGCUCAAGCUCAGGCUGGCUGGCUGCAGCAUGACUUCGGGCACCUGUCCGUCUUCAGCACCUCUACUUGGAACCACCUGCUCCAUCAUUUCGUGAUUGGCCACCUGAAGGGCGCCCCCGCCAGUUGGUGGAACCACUUGCACUUCCAGCACCAUGCCAAGCCCAACUGUUUCCGCAAAGACCCGGACAUCAACAUGCACCCGUUCUUUUUUGCCCUGGGGAAGAUCCUCUCUGUGGAGCUUGGGAAACAGAAGAAAAAGUACAUGCCAUACAACCACCAGCACAAAUACUUCUUCCUGAUUGGGCCCCCAGCCUUGCUGCCUCUCUACUUCCAGUGGUAUAUUUUCUAUUUUGUUUUCCAGCGGAAAAAGUGGGUGGACUUGGCCUGGAUGAUCAGCUUCUAUGCCCGCAUAUCCCUCACUUACGUGCCGCUGUUGGGGCUGAAAGGCCUCCUGGGCCUUUUCUUCAUGGUCAGGUUCCUGGAAAGCAACUGGUUUGUGUGGGUCACACAGAUGAACCACAUCCCCAUGCACAUUGAUCACGACCGGAACAUGGACUGGGUCUCCACCCAGCUCCAGGCGACAUGCAAUGUCCACAAGUCUACCUUCAAUGACUGGUUCAGUGGACAUCUCAACUUCCAGAUUGAGCACCAUCUUUUCCCCAUGAUGCCUCGACACAAUUACCAUAAAGUGGCCCCCCUGGUGCAAUCCCUGUGUGCCAAGCAUGGCAUAGAGUACCAGUCCAAGCCCCUGUUCUCAGCCUUCGCCGACAUCGUCUACUCACUGAAGGAGUCUGGGCAGCUCUGGCUAGAUGCCUACCUUCACCAGUAACGACUGGCACUCCUCCCCCCACCUGGAAGAGAUGUCUGUCUUCACCGAUAACACCAGCCCACCGGGAAGGGGAGUCUGCACCAAAGCAGAGGGGAGCUUAUGGGACAAUGCCACUAUAAUUCUAAUAUUCAAAGGGGGUGGGUUUGAGGAGACAAAGACUCUGACUCAAACCUCCCCCCUUUAUCUUCCAGGCACAGAUUUAAGACCCAAAGGGGUAGGGGACCGUGCAUGCCUUCUGGAAGGAGCGGUGGGCCUGAUGGGGCAGAGAUGUGGCAGUUUUGUUUCCUUUUUCUAGUUUGGCAGAUGCAGAUGGUUGGUGAGCAAAGAAGGGGGUCCAAGGGUGUUGGAAGACUAGGGAGGACCUAUUGAGCCCAGAGAUCAGGAAGAGAAUGAGCAUAAAAAUUCCAUCCAGGGGGUGCCUGGGUGGCUCAGUCGGUUAAGCAGCAGACUCUUGACUUUGCCUCAGGUCGCAAUCUCACGGUUCCUGAGUUCAAGCCCCGGAUUGGGCUCUGCAUUGACAACCCAGAGCCUGCU
Prionailurus viverrinus (fishing cat) is the source of this 2418-nucleotide messenger RNA. RefSeq names its product fatty acid desaturase 1 (gene FADS1). Gene Ontology annotation, cellular component: membrane. Bases 643 to 1884 code for a protein of 413 amino acids. The record is from RefSeq and is a predicted model, not a curated record. Gene Ontology annotation, biological process: lipid metabolic process. The transcript has 12 exons. Gene Ontology annotation, molecular function: oxidoreductase activity, acting on paired donors, with oxidation of a pair of donors resulting in the reduction of molecular oxygen to two molecules of water. Lineage: Eukaryota; Metazoa; Chordata; Mammalia; Carnivora; Felidae.